Molecule: messenger RNA, 6779 nt
Organism: Neodiprion virginianus
Lineage: Eukaryota; Metazoa; Arthropoda; Insecta; Hymenoptera; Diprionidae
Exons: 13
Coding region: 193-4191 (1332 amino acids)
Source: RefSeq, a predicted model, not a curated record
GGCGUAGACGGCAUCCGUCGCAUCGAAGAAGCUCCUUGCGCGUAUGUCGAGAAAAACUAUCAAUAACUUUCGGUUGCAACCCUCGAUUGGUUGUCGGUAUGUAAAAUGUGACUGGCGGGGUGAGACGGAAUGCGUUUAGAGACAGUGGCGAUGGUGCGUUUCGCGGUUGAGCAUUGAGUCACUUUUGCGGUUAUGACCAUGGAGGUGGUAGAAAAAUCAAAACGGGAGAAUGACAGCAGCCCAGUUUUAACGGCCGCUUCGAUAACCUGGAACGAGGAAGAGGAGGAGAAAUCGGCUGGCGUGAGUAAUUCGGAAAAAUCGGAAACCCCGAACACCGACUCACCGAGGGAUGAUAACGCCCAGGUAUUCGCCGAGGCUAACGACCCCGCGAUCUGCAGACCCUCCCCGUCGCGCUCGGAUACCCCCGAGGAGGAUGUCGAGGACGAGAAAGGUGUACCCCUAUCCGGACCGGAGGACAGGGCUGUGGCAGACAAUGCCGAGGAUUCGACAACCCCCCGCAAAGAUGACGAGAGUCCGGCGAGCGAAGAGCCGUCGGGAAACGUUGAAAAAUUGACUACAAAAAACGAGACGGGAGAUUCACGGGAGGUUAUCAGCGGGCCUGUUACACCCCAGCAACCCCUGACAUUUACGAUAAACUUCGGGGACGACAAGGAGGUCGACACCGCGCGAUAUCGAAACCUGUUCGAAAGAUACAACGCCAGGCAUAAACGGAACUCGUCAACCUCAAAGGUCGAGGUGAAGAGUAAAAAAGCGCCCGAGGCACCGGUCUUGACGAAACAAAAAACUCCAAGUGCGCACUCCGAAGGCUACUUCAGUAGCGAUCCGGAGGACGACACUAGGCGCAAAGCCGACCAACUGUCUCGGAAACUCAAGCAAUUGGGCCUAAAAUCCGUUUCGAAAGUCCCUGCCGUUCCCGAGAAAUACGACGCGGGGAUCAUGUCUCGAUCGUACUCGGAGCAGUCGACCCGGGAGUCGGAGAUUUUGAUCGCCCACGAAAAAGUCCGGUCGACUAGAGAUAAUCGACGGGCAAAUCGUGCCGAUAUGUCUCUGGACCUUCAUCACCCUGCAAACAACAUCUACGACGGUCAGAAGAGAAGAGUAACGGCGCACAACUCGAGCCUCCAUCAGAACGGCAAGAAUCGUGACCGGGAACCUGAGUUUGUGAAGACCGAUAUGGUUCGACCAUCGAUGCGCGAUACAGAGAUGAGAUACGAGAGGAAUUUCACCUCCGUGAACAAUUCUACGGGCCUCCGUCACCGCGAGGAACGAGACAAUGGCUUUCAACGGUUUGCGGAUCUCGAUGAAAAAUUAUCAAGCGAGAGCUCCGGGUCUGAGCGGUUUUUUAAUUAUGAAAACGCUAAUAUGGAUGAGCGUGAAAUUCGCGGAUGCGGACGGCGAUCUCAUAUGGAUAAUGUUAAUGGUCAGACAAACUUGGAUGCGCUUGAGGUAAGCAAUUUUGACGAGGGUUCCGACGGUGCCGUUAGCGAGGCUGGAACCUACACCAUACACAAAGAUUAUACGGAUGAGGAAAAGGCCAGGAUGGAUAUCGACAGAGUAUUCGGUGUCGGUGUUCUCACGGAAGAAGAAUCCUCUGAGGCGUACGUCCACAGCUUCAAGAUGAGUAUUUCUAGAGACAACAAUUGGAUAUCCGAGUGGGCGACACAGGUCGCAGAACACAACUCGUUACCGUCUGCAAUCGGCGGGAUGGAUGUGAUCUCAAAAGGACUUGUCUCACCACAAAGUCCACAAAGUCCUUCCAAAAUACCCUCGCCAAUUCAUUCUCGGUCCCGGAGGCUGUCCAGGGGUCGUCAAGACCAAAGUGACAGCAGUUUGGAAACGGAAUCGUAUCUUCGUGCAAAAGCUACAGCAGCUGCAUCGCCGUCGCCCCACAACGAUCGGAUUAUUGUUGAUUCAGGGGGCGAGUCGGAUGAUGAUACUAGCCGCAGCCACAACACACCUCCACAAAGUUUGCAGCGGAUAGGUUCGGCUCGUCGUGCAAGUCUAUCCGACAUGAUGUUUGCACGAAACAGUAUUUCCGAGGGGCGACGUAGCGCGAGAGCCUACACUGGAUCUGAGACAAGGCUAAGAAAGGACCGAAUUGUCACUUUACAAGAACCUCUGCGAAGUCCGACACACGUCUUGGCCCGCCUGCAGCUAGGAAGACGUAAUAGCUCGCUUGACAGGAAGGAGUACGCCUCUGACACCCCAGAAUCCAACUGCACUUCUGGUAGAAGCAGCUUGAAAAGCUAUCUGGAUGGCACCAUAGUUCAUCCCGAUAGUCCAGUUCUAGCACGGGUCAGAACGCCUACUGGAAAACUUACCACCAACAGCCCUAUUAUGUCACGUAAAGAAAUUACACCAAUGAGAACCAGUGAGCUUGCCAAAGCGCCACCUCAGGCAAAAAAUAUUGGUUAUUUUACCUGCACGGAAAACAGUCCCUAUAUGCUGCGAAAGUCUCAGAGCACAACAAGUUACGGUCAUCGGGAGGACUUUGGUUACCGAGAUCGAAGUAGAGAAUCUUGUUUAACGUCUGUUCAAAGCUUGCAUCAGAAUAGUCCCGUACCACGACGCAGCAACGAUGUACAAAGAUCUGCAAGCACCGUAUCAGUCAGAAAUCCGCAAGUUACAAAUCUGCUCACUAGGCGCGGCAGCUUCAACAACAACAACAACAACAAUACAGUCAAUGAUAGAACGGCAAUGGCAGCUAUUACGGGGAAAUUUGCCGUCGCAUCAGACAGCAGUAGUGAAGCUGGGGACAAACCAGUUUUGAAAUCACCUGUCCCGCCUCUUUCAUCAGGCAUAAAACUGAACAGAGCAUUUAGUAUACGGAGAGCUAGACUAAACUGCGAGCAUGAAACAACGCCGAAUACUACACCAGAGGAACGACGAAGGAAAGCACAGGUUGGCGAGAUAUGGGGAACCCAGGUUUCGACACCAAGUCGACAGACACCAAACCAUCAUCGUGGGAGGUCUGCUGGAAAUACAGUCUUUAACAGCAAAGAUACAUUCAAAAGACCUGAACCACCAAAACCUAGAGCACCGUCGAUGUCUCGUACCGACAGUGGUAGGAUCAGUACUAGGGCGCCGAAAAAUGUUAAUCAUGUGCAGCAUUUGCGAUCGAAUCAAAAACUGACAAAAGAUGCUCACAAAAAGCCUGGCAGAAGCAAUUCGACCUUGACUUCGAAAGAAGUAGAAUUUCAAAAUUGGAAGAGACGCAAAAGUUAUGAUCCAAUGAAAGCCGCAGCUGAGGGAAAGAAGAAAAUGGACUCCUCAAAAAAGCAGCCCAGUAUUGAGGAUGGCUCUCACGGGUGCGAAAGCUCUGUUCUUAGAUCAGCAAGUUUUCACGGCACAGGGGGAACUCUUUCACUCGCUGCGGAAUGGUCAGAAAAUGAUAACGAAUUCACAGAUUCCAAUGAAUACAUUCGACCUCCUCCCCCUUCAAGCCCUCAGUUGGGAAGUGACAGCGAUUUUGAAACCUCGUCAUAUCUCCGCGCAACUGAAAAUGUUGUGUCUGCAAUGUCAGCACGUAUGAUUGUGCGUCAUCCACCUCUGGUUGAUUCUGGAGGCGAAAGUGACGAAGACACGAGUCGUAGUCUCCAUAGGCCGACGCACAGAGGAUCGCUGCACCUUUCCCGCGGCAGUGAUACCGAAAGUAGUGACGAGCCACGUCCUCCGAUCAUUCAAUCGCCUGUCGCAAACUUGAACCACUCCAAGAUCGUCCCUAGCAUACGUAAAACUCGGACUGGAAGUCGAGAUAAAAAAACACCAAUGUCUCUAACAAAGCCAAAAUCUUCACCACGGGAUGCUAGAGGAAACGUUGAUACAACAAAGGUUGUUGCAAGGACAGAUUCGGGUCGAUUCAGCACACGGGCACCGAAAAAUAUCAAUGUGGUCACCCAGUCAAAGGGAAAAGAUAGUAAAAAGUCUGCUGUCCCAAGUUCGAAAGAGGUAGAAAUGCAGAACUGGAAGCGCCGAAAGAGCUAUGAUCCGAUGAAAGCGGCAAUGGAAGGUCGGCGAAAAGUUAAUCAAACAAAGAGAAGUCCGAACGUGAAUUCAUCGCCAAGCCACGUACUGAGGUCGCAAAGUUUCCAUGGCUCAGUGGGACUUGGUGUAAGUGACUGGAGUGACGAAGAAUUAACAGUUUCGGCAGAUGAGGCAUCUCUGUACUGAAUGAGUCUGAAAAUAACUCUAAAUCAUUACAAUUACGAGACUCUUAUUCCCGUUAGAAACAAAUAACAAAGAUACGUGGUAAGAUAAUGGAUGGUCUUUCGAUUAUUUUUUUCUCUCUAUUUUCGUUUAGACUCAUAUAUUUUCAACUUAUCGAUCUGACGCUUGAAUAAUUUUUUGUGAGCAAUACCAAUGCAAUUAUUUUAUUUACAGAGUAUGUAGCGGAAUAUUAUCUAGUUUAUAGCCACUUACAGUAUCAUACGUUCUUCGUAGUAUGUCACAUCAACUUGAUAUCUUAUUAUCAGUACCUACAUGGUCUUUGAUAAAUGGUGAUUCAUUACUACAAUAUAUCAAUUGACCUAUCGAGUGCGGUUCACUCGUACUUUUUCCGGUUUCGUCUUAUUUCGAAUCUUCACUGAUAAAAUACUCUUGUGUCUAUGACUUAUCAUAUCGAUAUUCGCGUUCGGAAUUUAGGUCUAUAAUGUAUGGUCUUUAAGCGCCGCAUGUCUUGCGCUCAAAUAUAGGUGAUAUGUAUUUCUACACGACUAUUAUUGCAUCUGAAUAUUUGUUCAUUACUAUCUUGUCCAAUCUUUUUUCGACAAUCAAGCGUCUUAAUCGAACAUCAAAGUUCUCAGAAUAGCAUUAACAUUUAAGGGGCAUACAAUUCUUGCUGAACAAAUAGGUAUAACUCACGUCCAUGAAAAUAUUCCAUUAUACGAGUAACAAUUCAACGCCAUGCCUCGUAGUCCAAUUUUUGUACUGAAUCAAUUUAUACAUGAAUUAUUAAGAUGCUUAUUUCCUGUUUUAUACUGUGACAUAUACAUUAACAUUUGUAUCUUAUGGCUCUUCCCAAGUGCAAUACAUUUUUCGCUAGGUUAAUGAAAAGUUGAGGAGAUGAGUGACGGAGAAAUAUAUUUGUAUAUUAGAAAUCAUUAUUAUUCAUUAUGUGGAGAACUGUUUUGAACUUUGCAUGUCAGCAUUGUGUUGCGAAUGAUGGUUUAGUUUUUUCGGGCGACGGUGCAUACAAGUUAAUUACAUACAAUGUUAUUGCCGCUCGUUGAUAGACAUUUGUAUACUAUGUUAAUUAUUGAUAUUGGAAACUCAGUUGAUUUUUUCCAUUAUAAUAGAUAUAACGGAAAAGAAUCUGUGACGUCCGUCCACCCGCCCGAAGACAAACGCAUUCGAUUGAAUUGAAAAUUUUUUAUGUUUCAAUAUUUUUUCUGCGUAUUUUAAAUUUUACGUGUGAUUUAUUCAAAAAAGAAUGUUAAACUUUUCGAGAAUAUGUAGUACAUGUUCUUGUUAUGUCGUCAGAAAAUUUCAGACGAGAUCUAACUAUCAAAGAAUUAGUCUGGCGCACGUACCAGAUGAUGUGAAUUGAGAGGAUAAUCCACUACUAAAACGUAAAUAUUAUAUUCUGAUUAAUCAAAACCAUGUCAGUUGAACGACGGCACGGUGAGACCGUCAGGUUUACAUUCUACUUAACAGUAGUGAAUCUGUCUAUAAAACUACAUAUGUGUAGGUAUUAUGUAUAUACUAGAAUAUGGUCUACUGAUCAUGGGACUUGGUUUAUCUGAAAUGAUAUUUGUAUGUGUAUAACGGUCAGUGAAUGCUUUCAUUUGUAAAGUUGCAAAUAUUAUAUAUCAUAUUAUAUUAUGUAUACAUCUCUGAUAUAUAUAUAUAUAUAUAUAUAUAUAUAUAUAUAUAUAUAUAUAUAUAUAUAUAUAUAUAUAUAUAUAUAUAUAUAUAUAUAUAUAAAUAUAAUAGUAUCAUAGUUCAGUAUAUACUUGUACAAAAACGGCGGAUUAUUAUAAGUAUCAUAAUUCAUACGUACAUAGAGAAUAUUUGUAGAGCAAUUUUUCGGUACGGCUAACAUGUGGUAGAAUAUAAGCACUUAUUUAUGUUACAGUAUGCAUAUAAUAGGUAUAUUAUACAAUGUAUUUACAUUGAAAAAAAUGAUUGUUAGUCCAAUUGAAUAUUUCUUUGCGGGUGGCGAAAUUGUACAUUUUGUUGCUUUUAAUAAAUUUUUUUUUUUUCAUUCAUUUUGAAAGUACAAAAGGCUGGGCGAGUUAAAAAUUUGUUUUUCGUCAUUCGCAAAAAAAAACUUUUCAUUGGAUCAAAUAAGUCUUUCUCUCAAUAUAACUAUGUCGUCAGAUUACUCGGCGCUAAGACAACGAAUGUCUCUCUAAUUCUUCCUAAUCACCGGGCUUCCCUUCAGUACAGAGAACUAGCGGGUCACCUUUAUUGUUACGUCCAACACCACAUUGAUGAUUCGUGCUUUAUUUUUUUAAACGAUACCUGAAACAAAAACUUAUCUAUGCAUAUAUGAAUGUAUGUACAAUAUCGACUCUUGUAUAUUGACCAUAAGUUAAAAACUUUCAACUCUUUUUCUCUCUAUAAAACAAUUACUUCGUAGUCCGGAUCUUCGUUUUUGUUAAGAUAUACUUGCCCGUAUACUGUCCAUGCAUUAUAGAAUAUGCUUGCGAUUUUGUAACAAUCAAAUAUUUUGAUCGCUAAUUUAUUAUUAAAAAAAAAAACACAAAACUACAUUUUUCAAUCCCAAGUGAAAAUGUCAGUGAUUGUAAGGCUAAUAA